ACAUCUUCAUUUUGGUCGCGUAAUGCAGCGCUUUAGCGCCUCAUUCAGCGCCAUUUUGUUUAGCGUGCAGCGCUGCCUGACGCAAUUCGCAUAUUUUACUAACAAUAACUUAAUUUCAAGUGUAUUAUUAACCACAUUAUAAGGAGAAAACCUGAAGACUAAGUCAACAGACAGACUCAUCGAAUCAAGCCAUCACCAUGAGCGACAGUGAAGGUCAAGAAAUUGAAUAUGUUGAAGCUGAUGAAGAAUAUCACACCAUAAACCAGCCUGAACCCAUGCAGGCGGAAGAUGAUGAGAACGCCGACGACGUGUGGACUCCAAAAGCCGUCAGAACACUCCUGGAAAUGUACAUACAGAAUCUUCCCAAGUUUCGAAAUUCAAAAAUGAAGAAAAAAGGCCUAUGGAUACAAAUUGGCCAUGCCGUUGGGAAAUCACCGGCGUCAUGCGAUAAAAAGUUCAGAAACCUAAAGCUUACAUACUUAAGGUGUUUAAAAAAGAAGAAAACCCAUGUCAACAAACUGUGCACUUGGCCCUACUUUGACCUGUUUGAAGAGAUAUACUGUGAAAACGGUGUUUAUGCACCAGAAAUUUAUAAAAAGAUUGAUGACUCCAAAGUGAAUAUAUCUUUCAAUGGAGAAAGUUCUAAAACUCCUGAUGAAGAUGUUACAAGAAAGAGAACUAAUAGUAGAAUAAGUAAACGGGUGACAGAUUUUAAGAAAAUAGCUAGUGAAAUGAGGGACAGACAAAAAACAGUAGAACACAAAUUAGAUAGGUUAAUCAGUAUUGUUGAGGAUUCCAAUAAUAUACAGAAGGAAAGGAAUCUUUUAUUCCAGCAAUACUUAGAAAGACUGCACCGCAAUGAUUAAAUCAAUAAGCCUUUUAAUAUAAUCUAAGAAAAGAAACCCAAAGAAUAUAAAAUCCUUUAUCAUGAUUGAAAUACUUCAUUGUAAUUUGUCUUACAAAACAACAAAGUGCUUCAUGUAUUUUGUAUAUGUAAGUACUUGAAUAAAAACAAUAGUGGUCCACAACCAUAUAAUUUUAAAGAGUGUGAAACAUGUUAUAAUGUAAAUAAAAUAUAUUUUUGUUGAUGAAUGUAUUUGUUUACUUAACCAGCUCGAUAGUAGAUAUUCUGAUUUGAUGGUUUAUUUCCAUUUUAUCACCAGACCAAAAGCCUAGAAUGCCGCUUAAAAAAAAAACCUACACUUAAUCGGCGAUAAAAUUCCUUUGUUAAUAAUUGGUAGAUUGUCUUAGCUGUUUAAUAUCAUAACCUGAGUAAAACCGUCCGAAAUUUAGAUAUGCAUAAAAUAGCAGUUUAUUACUUCAACGUACAAUAGCUUACCUCGCAUUCAUACAUACAGGCUAAGUAAUUUAUAAACACUGCAAUUUACACCUACACUCCAGUUCUGCUGACGACUGGUAGCUGGAACAGGCAAUUCGAGCAAAUACAUAACACAUUUGUCGCUUACGUGUGUCGGGUAAGACAUUACAUAUUUACUGUCGUCCAUUCCUUGAGCGUGAUAAUACGUGCUGUCUACAUACCGGUGGUAAUUAACUAAUUUCUCUUUGACGACUUUUUCUUUCUUUAGUCGUGAUAUGUACGGGAAGGAGAAAAGUGUGUUGGUUUUUCUAUCCGCCUGCGCUAUUUGUUUAAAAGGUGUUCUAAAAA
Messenger RNA from Plutella xylostella (diamondback moth), 1666 nucleotides. RefSeq lists its product as uncharacterized. NCBI's taxonomy places the organism in Eukaryota, Metazoa, Arthropoda, Insecta, Lepidoptera, Plutellidae. The record is from RefSeq and is a predicted model, not a curated record.